This is a messenger RNA of Hipposideros armiger (great roundleaf bat), 1428 nucleotides long. Its product is annotated as double C2-like domain-containing protein gamma. Gene Ontology annotation, cellular component: synapse; membrane. The transcript has 9 exons. Gene Ontology annotation, biological process: spontaneous neurotransmitter secretion; exocytosis; regulation of calcium ion-dependent exocytosis. Bases 15 to 1238 code for a protein of 407 amino acids. Lineage: Eukaryota; Metazoa; Chordata; Mammalia; Chiroptera; Hipposideridae. The record is from RefSeq and is a predicted model, not a curated record.
AUGCCUGAGCCCCCAUGGCGGCGCGGCGACCGCAGCGGGUGAGCAUGCAGGAGCACAUGGCCAUCGAUGUGAACCCAGGUCCCAUCCGGCCUAUCCACCUCAUUUCUGACUACUUUCCGCACUUCUACCCGUUUUCUGAGUCCGCCCUGCGUGCCCCAGACCCGCGCCCUGCAGUGGUCCCCACCAUCAGUUCUGCACCCCAGCUGCAGCCGGACCCAGAGCCAGAGGGAGACUCAGAUGACAGCACUGCCCUGGGCACCCUUGAGUUCACGCUUCUUUUUGAUGUGGACAACAGCGCCCUGCACUGCACAGCUCACCGUGCCAAGGUAAGGAUGGGGUCGAGGGGUCUUUGGGCCGUGGGCCUGAGCCACAGGUCUGCCCCACAUCCAGUCUCUUCCCAGGGCCUCAAGCCACCAGCCUCAGGCUCCAUGGACACCUACAUCAAAGCCAAUCUGCUUCCAGGGGCCAGCAAGGCCAGCCAGCUGAGGACACGCACCGUUCGGGGCACAAGGGGACCUGUCUGGGAAGAGACACUUACCUAUCACGGCUUCACCCGCCAGGAUGCUGGGCGCAAGACCCUGCGGCUGUGCGUGUGUGAGGACCCACGGCUGCGGCGACGGCGGCAGGCGCCUCUGCUGGGGGAGCUGCGGGUGCCCCUGAGGAAGCUGGUGCCCAACCGAGCCAGGAGCUUCGAUGUGUGUCUGGAGAAGCGGAGGCUGACCAAGAGGCCCAAGAGCCUGGAUACAGCCCGUGGCAUGUCCCUGUAUGAGGAGGAGGUGGAGGCAGAGGUGGCCGGGGAGGAACGCGGGCGCAUCCUGCUGUCACUGUGCUACAGCUCUCAGCGGGGCGGCCUGCUGGUGGGUGUGCUGCGCUGUGCCCACCUCGCCCCCAUGGACGCCAAUGGCUACUCGGACCCCUUCGUCCGCCUUUUCCUGCAUCCAAAUGUGGGAAAGAAAUCUAAAUACAAGACCAGUGUUCGGAAGAAGACCCUGAACCCUGAGUUCAAUGAGGAGUUCUUCUACGCUGGCCCAAGGGAGGAGCUGGCCCAGAAGACACUGCUGGUGUCUGUGUGGGACUAUGACCUGGGCACAGCCAAUGACUUCAUUGGUGGGGUGCAGCUGAGUGGCUGGGCCAGUGGGGAACGCCAGCGACACUGGCACGAGUGCCUAGACAACAGUGACUGCCGGCUGGAGCUGUGGCACACACUGGACGGUGUGCCCUUCCAGCUCAGCGGCUAGCAGGGGCACCUGCCCUGACCCUGCUCACCGCUUCUCCCCGAAACUGACCCGCGGAUGUCUCCACAGAGCUGCGAAGACUUGGGGCUGCCUCACCUACUGUGCCCAGCUCCUAGUCAAACUGUUUCCUCCCUUGAUCUUCCAGAUCUGCCCACUGCCAAACCAGGAAGAAUAAACCUCUCGUCCAAACCAG